Haemonchus placei is the source of this 2394-nucleotide messenger RNA. The record is from the annotation of a GenBank genome assembly. NCBI's taxonomy places the organism in Eukaryota, Metazoa, Nematoda, Chromadorea, Rhabditida, Trichostrongylidae.
AUGUCUAAUAUAUAUUCCAAUAAACAAGUGGCAGCUGUUGAAGAGCUCCUGAACGCAUUUGCUGUCAGUGAUUCUUCACUUUUGGAAAGUGCAGCAUGCCUCUUUUCUCACAACAAUAUGAGUCCAGGACCUGCUGGAAAAGAUGUAGCAAAGUUCACCUCAAAGAUGAGAACAAGAGAUCCUCGCUUUGCAAGCGUAUUCACUCGCACAAUUGAUGUUUUACGGGCAUCGCCGUCAGUUGAAAAUGUUGAUGCGCUUAUGGAAGUGCUUAUUAAAUGCAGGAUGCGUCAUGUUUGGUACACAAAAUCCCGUCGAGAACGUGCAGAAACAAGGAGCGAAAUGCCAAGGUCUCCUUUCUUUAACCGACGUUCAGCAAGUCGCGGAAAACUUUCACGAAUAGAGCGUGGGGAGCAACACAACUCUACUGUGGAUUUGGUUCGAGACUCACCUCAAGUGUCUGCCUCUCAAGAGAUCCGUGCAACUCCCCAAACAUCUGCAAGAAAUCCUCUUUUCAGUGUAGGGUUGUCACCAUCUCCCUAUCAUCGUUCCGAUGUUGCUUCAUGCAAUGGCCCUUCUCACUUAAAACCUGUUGAUUCUAAGCCUCAUGCCGGAACACUUGCUGCUCGCAUGGGGACUACUGCUAGUGUACCUGAACGAACUUUGUGUAUAGAGCUCUGUGGAGCUCUUCAAGGUUUGGAAGGCACUUACUUCAGAAAAGAUCCUCACGGGUACUUGCGAGUAACAAAAUCCUGCUCUCUGUCCCAGGCUCAAAGGUUCACUAUUGAAAGUGCAUUGUCUAUUGCUCAUUUAUAUACCGAUAUCGCGCGAGUGCCACCUAAUCAUAGCGAUGAUUUACUCUCGCAGGCUUUUUUGUUGGAAUCGCAAACUAUCCUUGAGGAAUACAUUCAUGACGUCGGUGAUAUUCCUAUCAACUGCCGGCCGCUGACCGUGCUCCGCAUUUUAUCCGCAAUAGAAAACUGGAGAGAUCGCUUAACUAUUUUGCAGCGGUUAUAUAACCUCAGAAAUGAACCAGGAACACGUUUGAUGGAGAUGAUAUACACAGUUCAUAGUUUUGUUAGGGAAAACUUCGUUGUGGACAAAGUCUUAUCUUCCUGUGCAGGAGUGUUGUGCAGAUCGAUAUGUCGAUGGAUGAGUGGAUUUGAACUGGAAGAAUGUGAUUCGCAAAUGAUCGUUUCAUCUUCAACUCACGGUUAUCGCUUGGCGUGGAUUCCACCUUUUUUCCCCAGGUGGAUAGCUGAAUACAUUUUGAAAAUCGGGAAGUCAUGGAGGUCAGUAGACUUGCGGAAAAGCUCAGAAAAUUUGGAUAAGGCUCGAGCAGUUGUUGCCUCCCAGCUAAACUCAAAGUGCCUAUAUGUUCAGAGCGAACGUCCCAAGUUGGAAUUCGUUGUGCAGGAAGUGUGUUCGCUUGUAUGUGGGAGUGUAGUGCGGAGCCUUGUUGUGGACCAUCAUUUAUUGGAACAUUUUGACGCUGCUCAUUGUUUCCUUCUGCUCCAUGAUGCUCAAUUCUCUCUUUCCCUGUAUCGUCAGUUUUGCCAAUAUACUCACGGCCUUCGUAGCAAACUGUCACAACGCGAUGCAAAUAACGCUUUAAUCGCUGCAGCUGCAUCCUCUACAACUGCCCGACGUUUCCCGUUUCAGCUUUGUCUGGACGCUCUCCCUUCACUUAACGACUCUCCGAAUACUUCUUCACGCUUACAGUUUGUUCAGCCACUGAGGCCACUUUAUCGUCCCAAAGGGCCUGUUGGCGAUAUAUUCCGGAACACUGAAAAAAAGUACGAAACACUAUUUCACUUUAUAUGGCCUUUGGAAAUGAGCUUAUUGAUGAUUUCGGAUCGCGCAAACGCCAUAAGGCAGACUGUUGCUCGAAUUAGCCGCAAAAUUGGAAAAGAGUUUGUUAAAUCGCUUCGUCUCACCUCAACUCUACUGUCUUGUUGUGAACGUGUUCUGCUUGGAUUUCGUAUAUACAUAGUGGAAGUGGUGGAUCAAUUCUUCAAACGGCUUCGCCUUUGGAUUGAUGAUGCGAUAGAUUUGGAUGCUGUUGUUGAGGCUCACGAUAACUAUCUCGACGGUUUGACUGGAGCCUUUUUCCUGAAGGAUGAACAAGAGGAUGUAUAUGGUCUCAUAAUGUCCGUUCUUCAAAUUGCUCACGAGCUAUCCCAACACUGCCUGGAUAUCGACAAGCAAAUGGAAACAGCGUUGAAAAAACCACAUAAAGAAGGUGGCGGUGACCCAAGCCAUGUAAAAACUACUUAUCUUUUGGUAACACAGGCCAAGCUUCAAAAAAUAUUUCUCGAACUAUAUUCGCGUAUAAAGGAUCUCAACAAGCAGCAAAACAGUUCAGCAUUCAACAUUCUUCUCGGUAUUCUGAAGUAA